GGCCCGGCUGCUCCGGGCCGGGACUCUAGGGGCGGAAGGUUGUGGCGCUGGCCAUCCGGCUAGAGGAAGACUCUGAGCCCGCGGAUCCAGGCCCCGCCCGAGGCACUAGAGUGGCCAGCCCGUGGAAACCGAAGGGAGCACAGAGGGCGCUGGUCAGGCCCCAAGGGGCCCAUGGCAGGCAGAUGGCUGGAUCUGCUCUGGGCGCCUGGCUUCCUCUGUGUGGCUCUGAUACUGGAGACGGCAUCUGGGGCCGGAGACCCAUCCACAAAAGCCCAUGGACACAUCCAGUUUUCAGCCGGAGGUGUCAACCAGACUGCCAUGGCGGACUGCCGUGCCGUGUGUGGCCUCAACACAUCUGACCGCUGCGACUUUGUCAGGAGGAAUCCCGACUGCCACAGCGAGGGGGGCUACCUGGACUACCUCGAGGGCAUCUUCUGCUACUUCCCCUCCAACCUCCUCCCUCUGGCCAUCACCCUCUAUGUUUUCUGGCUCCUUUACCUCUUUCUGAUCCUGGGAGUCACCGCGGCCAAGUUCUUCUGCCCUAACCUGUCAGCCAUCUCCACCAGCCUCAAGCUCUCUCACAACGUGGCAGGUGUCACCUUCCUGGCCUUUGGAAAUGGCGCUCCAGACAUCUUCAGCGCUCUAGUGGCGUUCUCAGACCCACGCACUGCUGGCCUGGCCAUCGGGGCUCUGUUUGGUGCAGGAGUGCUGGUCACCACUGUGGUGGCUGGAGGCAUCACCAUCAUGCACCCCUUCAUGGCUGCCUCCAGGCCCUUCCUCAGGGACAUCACUUUCUAUAUGGUGGCCGUGUUCCUAACCUUCACCGCGCUCUAUCUCGGCAGGAUCACGCUGGCAUGGGCACUGGGUUACCUGGGCCUCUACGUGUUCUAUGUGGUCACAGUCAUCGUCUGCACUUGGGUCUACCAACGGCAGCGAAGCAGGUCUCUGAUCCACUCCAUAUCGGAGACACCAGAGUUGCUGUCUGAUUCAGAGGAGGACCAGAUAUCGUCCAACACCAACAGCUAUGACUAUGGAGAUGAAUACCGGCCUCUGUUGCUGGGUCAGGAGACCACUGCUCAGAUCCUGAUUCAAGCCCUGAAUCCCUUGGACUACAGAAAGUGGCGGACUCAGUCAGUACCCUUCAGGCUCCUGAAAGUAGCCAAGUUGCCUGUGGAGUUCUUGCUGCUGCUCACAGUACCCGUCGUGGACCCCGACAAAGAUGAUCGGAAUUGGAAACGGCCACUCAACUGUCUGCAGCUGGUCAUCAGCCCCCUGGUCCUGGUCCUGACACUGCAGUCAGGGGUCUAUGGCGUCUAUGAGAUUGGUGGCCUACUUCCUGUCUGGGUUGUGGUGGUGAUCGCGGGCACAGCCCUGGCUUCAGUGACCUUCUUUGCCACAUCUAACAAAGAACCUCCUAGGCUGCACCGGCUCUUUGCUUUCCUGGGUUUCCUGACCAGCGCCCUGUGGAUCAAUGCAGCUGCCACGGAGGUGGUGAACAUCUUGCGGUCCCUGGGUGUGGUCUUCCGUCUGAGCAACACCGUCCUAGGGCUGACCCUCCUGACCUGGGGGAACAGCAUUGGAGAUGCGUUCUCAGAUUUCACGCUGGCCCGCCAGGGAUACCCUCGGAUGGCCUUCGCUGCCUGUUUCGGCGGCAUCAUCUUCAACCUCCUAGUUGGUGUGGGGCUGGGCUGCUUGCUGCAGAUCGUCCAGAACCAUGCUGCGGAGGUGAAGCUGGAGCCAGACGGACUGCUGGUGUGGGUGCUGGCCAGUGCCCUGGGCCUCAGCCUGGUCUUCUCCCUGGUCUCCGUUCCGCUUCAGUGUUUCCAGCUCACCAAGGCCUAUGGCCUCUGUCUCCUCCUCUUCUAUUUCUGUUUCCUCAUCGUGGUCCUACUCACAGAAUUCGGGGUGAUUCACUUGAAGAAGGUCUGACUGAAGCUGCUUUGGCCUGGAGGUUUGGGGGGUGAUUCUGUUAGCCUUCUGAGGGGAGAACAGGAGUGGGACCCUCUGUGGUUCCCAUGUAGCUCCCAAGAAGGUAGUCUGUCACCGCCAGAGCUCUGCAUGGAUGGGAAUGUCCUGACUGCCGCCACCCAACAGCCUUAGUGUGAGAUCUGGAGGCUGGCUUUGCUGGGGACAAUCCCAGGUGGGAAUGACGGGAUCUGAAUGACAGCGAGGCUCUGGGGAGGGCAGCCCUGUGGCUCUGUCAAAGGCUCUUCCAGUCUCAGCGGGGUCAGCUGAAUCCUGCGCACCAGCAGGGUGGCCUGAACAGACUCCACACGCACGUGGAAACCAAAAUGGGUUUCUCAGGCUCCGUGUUAGGUCAGCUAGAGGAAAUAAUAGGUCAAGUUGACAGCAGCGGGCACUGCCCUUCCCGGUCGGUGGCUGCCGUGUUGGACUGUGGAUCUAAACACUUGUAGAACUUUGUGUUCCAAACUCUGGCUCCCCCAUCACAAAAACAGGAGCCAGCCUGGGCCCUGUGCCUACCUCAAGGGGAGCUGGGGUUGGUGGUUGAGGGAGUCUUGCAAGUGGUGUGACCAGCCUUUUAAAAAAAAAAGUGCCACUCAUUCCCUUACUGCCUUUGGCUGUAUCUAAGAGACUUGACUGUUGUUUGUUGUUCCCCAAAAUAAAAGACGAGUUAUUUCAAGUGUA
This is a messenger RNA of Grammomys surdaster, 2646 nucleotides long. It is a transcript of the gene Slc8b1, whose product is annotated as solute carrier family 8 member B1. The record is from RefSeq and is a predicted model, not a curated record. NCBI's taxonomy places the organism in Eukaryota, Metazoa, Chordata, Mammalia, Rodentia, Muridae. Bases 172 to 1929 code for a protein of 585 amino acids. The transcript has 16 exons. Gene Ontology annotation, biological process: intracellular calcium ion homeostasis; calcium export from the mitochondrion. Gene Ontology annotation, cellular component: membrane. Gene Ontology annotation, molecular function: calcium:sodium antiporter activity.